Messenger RNA from Lolium rigidum, 621 nucleotides. RefSeq names its product histone H3-4-like. The transcript is spliced from 7 exons. The record is from RefSeq and is a predicted model, not a curated record. The coding region runs from base 1 to 621 and encodes 206 amino acids. Lineage: Eukaryota; Viridiplantae; Streptophyta; Magnoliopsida; Poales; Poaceae. Gene Ontology annotation, cellular component: nucleosome. Gene Ontology annotation, molecular function: DNA binding; structural constituent of chromatin; protein heterodimerization activity.
AUGGCUCGCACGAAGCACCCAGCUACGAGGAACUCCAGGCCGCAGCCCAAAAAGCAGCUACAGUUCGGGGGCUCCCCCGGCCUGGGGCCGCAGCAGGAGACAGGCGGCACGAGUACGUCGGAGGCACCGAGGCGAGGUGGGCGAAGCGCGGCUGCAGCGACGACUCAAGUGGCACCUGUGCAACAGAGGGUGAAGAAGCCGCACCGAUUCAAGCCAGGCACUGUCGCACUGCGGCAGAUCAGGAAGUACCAGAAGUCCACCGAGCUUCUCAUCCCGUUUGCACCCUUUGUCCGUCUGGUUAAGGAGGUCACUAACUUCUGCUCCACCAAGGUGUACCGCUGGACUCCUCAAGCGCUCGCUGCGUUGCAAGAGGCUGCAGAAUAUAUGUUGGUAGACUUAUUUGAAAGGGCAAAUCUCUGCUCCAUCCAUGCAAAGCGUGUUACCCUCAUGCAGAAGGACAUCCAUCUUGCUAGGCGGGGGGCCAAGGUGGUGAUACUAAUGGAAUAUAUUUUCUUCAUCCCAGGGGCAAAGUCCGUUGCGAUACCGAUGGGAGAUAUUUUCUGUAUUGUGGGGUGCAAUGGCAGUGGUGAUAGUGAUCAAAUAGACAAAUAUCAGUGGUGA